Molecule: messenger RNA, 2353 nt
Organism: Tribolium castaneum (red flour beetle)
Lineage: Eukaryota; Metazoa; Arthropoda; Insecta; Coleoptera; Tenebrionidae
Gene: Not10
Product: CCR4-NOT transcription complex subunit 10
Exons: 11
Coding region: 249-2285 (678 amino acids)
Biological process (GO): mRNA catabolic process; negative regulation of translation
Cellular component (GO): CCR4-NOT complex
Molecular function (GO): protein binding
Source: RefSeq, a predicted model, not a curated record
AAAUCUUGGACUUCACGAGUCGCCACUGACCUGUCAAAAAAUUUUUUUUCGAAAAUUUUUUGGAACUAAAGAUUUGAAUUAUUUCACAGAAAUAUAACAACGAACUUAAACUUCCAUUAACGUAAAUUUUACGAUCCGUAGGUUUUUUACAGUAGUGAAAGUCGGGUUUAUUGUUACAUAACCUCACUUAUAGAAAGCUUGUGAAUAAAAAAGUAGUGCCUGUGUUUGCAAAAAAUCCAAUAAAUACAAUGGCUGAGAAAGAAGAGUUUGAACGAGCUGUGGACGUUGUAACAGAGCAGGAGCAGGAAUAUGCACAAAAGGCUUUGAAUGAGUUUAAAAAAAAUAAUUACGCCGGUGCGCUCCAAUUUAUCAAUAAACUGGACAAUAGAACUAACGAUUUUAAAGUGGCCCACAAUAAAGCUCUUGUGGAAUAUUGCAAAAGCGAUUUUAGGAAGAACGAAACAUUUCAAAAGAAUUUAACCUCAAUUUGCAAUCAAUUUAAGAUUCGUCUCGAUAAAUUAGAUGAUGUGGACCAAUGCAUUGUUCAUUAUAAUCAGGCCAUUCUGUUAUAUCAUCAACAACAGUACACUAAUGCAAUUUACAUAAUGGAUCGAGUGUACAAAUUUAUUGAACCAAUGGAUGACGCAUUAGCCAAACAAGUUAGUCUUUUUGCCAUUGAGUUACAGCUAUGUGUGCGUCAGUCUGAUAAAGCGCUCAGUUUAAUAAAUUAUCUGGAAAAUCAAUUAAUCAACGGGACGCCAAACAUCAAAUUGUUGGACAAAACCGUUAAAGAGAAAGACAAGAAAGCGCCACAGCCCCUAGACCCAGCAAUGGAAGAGUUUAAGAAAAAACUAAUUAAAUACAAAAUCCGUUGUUACCUAAUGAACCACAAUCUCGAAAUCGCAAACAAAGAAAUCAGCAAUUUGCUAAAAGACAAACAGAAUUUCCAAGCCUUGUUCCUGGCAGCUAAUUUAGAAUACCUCAAAGGAAACUUGAUAGAGUCCCAGAAACUUCUUGCGGCUGUACCACCCGAUUAUCUGGUCUACAACGACAGCGGCGAAUCUUCAACUUUGAUGUUUUACAACAAUAUGGGUGUGAUUCAUCACGCAAUGGGCAAACCCAACUUGGCUUGCCACUACUUUCAGUUAGCCCUCAAGGAGGAUAUAGCUUUAACAAACAAUGCAAAAAAAGACAAAGGCAUGGAUGACAAACCCUUGUAUGCACUGGGUGGCUCAAAAUACCACGAAUUGAUGUAUAAUUUGGGAGUUUCUCUUCUUCAUGCCAAGAGGCCGGUUCAGGCGUUUGAUUGCUUGAUAAUUGCAGUGCGGAGGUACCACAGAAACGCGAGGUUGUGGAUGCGCUUAGCUGAGUGUUGUAUUAUGGCCACUAAAGAGUCGAACGAAGUUGACUUUGAUAUUCAAAAGAGACAAAAAGAGAUAAUAGUUAACGUCAUUGGCUCCCAAGACAAACAGAAAGUUAUCCUUACGACAAACGUAUCAAAAGACAAAAAAUACAGUACGGAAAGUCAGUCAUACGCCGUUCCUGUCCCCUCUCUCGAAUUUGCAUCAUUGUGUUUACGUAACGCUUCCACUUUACUCCCUUCCGAUACAGUAUCGUCCCCUAUUCCCCUUUUUUUGAUCCCCGGGGGAAUCCCCCCUGUCCCAUCUUGUAGUCCAAGCCCCGCACCCUCUUCACCCCUAUCACCCGAAAGUGUAAUGAGCCUCCGUAACAGUAUUUUGGCAGCAAGUGCCUACGUAGCCCUCUGUCUAGGCGACUAUAUUUUAGCACUAGAACAUGCGGAAAACCUUCUGCAACAACCGAGAUUAUCGGGUGCCCACAAACUUCUUGGUCACUUGUACUGUGCUGAGGCGCUAGUUUUGUUAGACAAAAUUUCAGAAGCCUUGGAACAUUUAAACCCCGAAAAUGUCAAACAUAUUAAUUUAGAAUUGCCAAAAGGGGACGAAAAUGAAGAGAAACGGAUUAAGACAUCGCCGCCUCUAAAAUGGUUUCCGCAUAAUCUGCCCACUGCGAUUGCAACGAUGCAAUAUAAUUUCGCGGUGGCUAAGACAAUUAGAGGCCAACUGGAAGACGCCAUAGGGCUUUUGAAACAAAUCUGGCAAAUGAGCAGCAAAUGUAAAGUGCCAGGACAUAUAAUUAUGCUACUUUUGUACAUUGAACUUAAAUUAGGACGACCGGAACCAGCCAGGAAAUUAGUUAAGCAGUACUUAUUCCAAAAUAGGCGAAAACACGUGGAAAUACAUCACUCGCUCCUUCGUUGCUCGUAAGUAAUGUGCUGGAAAACUGUACCAACUUUGCAACAAAAAACUUUUUUAUUGUCCGGCAAGUGAUGUGG